Lathyrus sativus (Indian pea) is the source of this 1107-nucleotide messenger RNA. The record is from the annotation of a GenBank genome assembly. Lineage: Eukaryota; Viridiplantae; Streptophyta; Magnoliopsida; Fabales; Fabaceae.
AUGGCACCAAUCGCUGCUACCAUUUCUCCAAGUGAAAAUGAGUUCAAAAGCGUUAUUGACUUCAAAUCACUUAACAAGGAAGCAAAUGUCCCAAAAGAAUUCAUUUGGUCAUCUGGCGAUUUGGUUGAAACCAGCCAAGGAGAUCUUGAUGUACCAAUCAUUGACUUAGGAGUUAUAUCCAAUGGGGAUGCUGCUGCUUUGGAAGCUGUUGCAAAGGUUGUGAGAGAGGCAUGCAUGAAGCAUGGCUUUUUCCAAGUCACCAAUCAUGGAGUUGAUCAAAAACUGAUAGAUGCUACUAAUCAAGAAUUUGUGUCCCUUUUUGAACUUCCUUUGAAUAGGAAGGCUAAUGCAUAUAAGGCUCCAUGGGGUUACUCAUGUGCUCAUGCAUCUAGGUACUCUGCUAGUUUGCCUUGGAAAGAGACAUUUACUUUCCAAUACAAACACUAUGAUCAAUCUGAGACACAGAUUGUUGAUUUCUUCACUUCUGUUUUAGGUGAUGACCACCAACAUGCUGGGUUGGUUCUCCAAAACUAUUGUGAUGCCAUGAAGAAACUAUCUGAAGUCAUUAUGGAGUUAUUGGCCAUUAGUUUGGGUGUGGAUCGAUUGUUUUACAAGAAGUUCUUUGAAGAUGCUGAAACAAUGAUGAGGUGCAACUCUUAUCCACCUUGCAGUGGCAUCCAAGCUGGAACCCUUGGCACUGGUCCUCAUUGUGAUCCCACCUCAAUCACCAUUCUUUUUCAAAAUCUUGAAGGUCUAGAAGUUUUUGUCGAUGACAAAUGGCUCGGUGUUCGUCCUCAACCUAAUACCUUUGUCAUUAACAUAGGUGACACUUUUAAGGCGUUGACUAAUGGAGUAUACAAGAGUUGUCUCCAUAGGGUAUUGGCUAACAAGGAGAAGGACAGAAAGACUCUGGCUUUCUUUAUAAAUCCCAAAUCAGACAAAAUUGUGAGAGCACCAGACAACAUCUUGGGAGGACAAGAGCCAAGGAAGUAUCCUGAUUUCACAUGGUCACAACUUUUCGAGUUUACACAAAAAAAGCAUCGAGCUGAUCCCAACACUCUUCCAGAUUUCGUUGCUGAGAUUAAUUCCAACAAAUCAAACAUCUAG